AUUUUGUCUAUGUUUUAAAACUUAAAUUUUUGUUUCUUAUUAUAUGAAACUUUGCUUUAUUCAGUAUAUCUUUGAUUAGUAUAUCUUGCGUUAGUUAAAUUCAGAAUUUAGUAAAACGACAUUCUCUCCCUUGUUUUAACUAUCUGCAGAAGUCAUCAGCUGAUUGGCUGAGAGCUUGUUGUUUUUCAAACGGUGUGGCGGUGGACUCUAAAAUUACAGACAAUAAACCAGAAUUUUGAGAUUUUUUUUGGGAAAACAUGCAACGGGUAGAACUUGACAUUUAACGAAUCAUUGACAAGGCUUUGAUCUUGUUCAACAUUCGCAUGAAUCGACAAAAAACAACGCUUUCUAAUCUGUUUUAUAAAUGAAAAGCAUGCUUUCGAUUUUGAUCUGCACGCUGUAAACAAAAAGAUGCUGUCAAAAAUGCUAGUUCUGUAGCCAACUGAAACAAUAGAAUCGCACUCACAGCGGUACUGAAAGUGUUGUUUGAUGAUUGGUGUGAAAAUAAAGGUAUAAUAUUGACUGUCAUAUUGUGUUAAUCAGUUAAUUAUACAAGCAUGGAGCAGCAGCAUCCUUUGUCUACCUUGGCACUAAGGACACUAGCAACAAGCAACACUAUACAGAACUUGUCAUCUACUAACAAGCUUGGCCGUGUCAGCUCUCCCAUGACAAACCUAACAUUGAAUUUAAGUGAGCUUAGCACAGGAAGAAAUACUCCAAGAAGGAAGCUGUCAUUAUCAUGCCUGGACACACCAAAUUCACCACCUUACAACCGAACCACAGAGAGAUCCAUUUCUUCUGAAUCAGGAUGUUUCAUGGACUCUCCUUCACCGGUCAGCUCUCCAAUGUUUGACAUCAUGUGUGAGAACAGAUUUUCUACAGACAAGUCCGGAGUGCCAACAGAGACCAUUAGCAGGAGGAAGUCAAUUGCGUUUAGAAGAAUCAACAGUAUGCCAGUGCCGAUGAUGAAGUUUAGUCCAGAGAACAUCGAGAACAAUCCACUGAUUGCCAACCAGUCAACACCACAGAGUAUCGACAUAGAAUCCGCUACCAGUACUUGCUGUGGACUUCUCAACAUGAGCACCGACUCACCAACAGAUGUCAGCUCUGAUCUUCAGACUUCAUCGGAAAACAUGAGCGUGGGAAGUGACGGUUCAGGUACAUCGAGGAACGGAAGGAAAGCCACGUUCUAUAUUGAUGAAUGUUCACAGGACAGUGGUCUCGAAGCUGAUAGGACAGAUAGCAGAGAUUCCAAAGAUUCUGAGGAUGGAUUUCACUUUGCUGCUCCAAAAGGUUUCCCAAUCCGAAAACACUCAAAGAUGAUUAGUGAAGACACAUGCUCCCCCUUUAAGUACUCCCCUGUGAAGAAUUGUUCUCCCUCAAAACGCAGGAACUCAUGUCCAGUUGGUGUCUUGGAUUUCUCUGGCGAAUUUGUGAAGAAGACCUCAUCAGAUGAAGGUGACAGCCCAUUGAAGGUGUGUAGGUUGACAAGCGUGGAUGAGGGUAUCGGUGGUGAUGGGUUCCUCCAGAUAAUGGAGCCAGAUGCUGAGGUUGCCGCACUAACACACGGAAGCACCAGUUCAGCUAUGAUGAGUUUGUUUAAUGCACCAGUUAUCAACAAAUCCCACGCCAGCAUUGAAGAUGAUGAUACCCCUGUGAGUCGACGUGUUAUAUGCAGAAGAAAUAUUAGCCGCUCAAUGUCAAUGGUGGUACGUCCACAUGGUAACUCUUACAAACGAGACCAACCAGAUGAUGCUUGUGACUCUCCCAUGCAGUUCUCAUUCAAACGUGAUCAACCCCAAGACGAGAGCACACCCAUACAAAAACAGAAGAGACCUCGACCAUCAUCAAUGAUUGCCUCCCCUGUAUCACCUGCCCCAGUCAGACCUACAUUACACAGAUGUCACUCCGAGUCAGAGGCAAUGAUUAAAUCAGCACUGAACAGACAAGCUGAUGAGCCAGAUCUUGUAGGGGAUUGCUCCAAGACUCACUGUCUGCCAACAUACGGUGGUAAACAUCAGGACCUGAAAUAUAUCUCAAGCAGUACAUUGUCAAAGGUUAUCAGAGGUGAUUUUGCCGACGAUAUUGAAAAGGCUGUUAUUGUGGAUUGUAGAUAUCCAUACGAGUACCAGGGUGGUCAUAUAGAGGGAGCUUUGAAUCUCUACACCCACGAGCGUAUAAUCAAUGAAUUCAUGAAGAACCCAAUGCAACCACAAGAUCCCAGUAAAAGAAUAGUCCUUGUAUUCCACUGUGAGUUUUCCUCUGAGCGAGGCCCAAAAAUGUCGAGAUUUCUGCGCAAGAGUGACCGACAGGCGAACAAAGACUGCUAUCCACAUCUGUUCUAUCCUGAAAUUUAUUUGCUUGAUGGUGGCUACAAAGUUUACUUUGAAACUGAAAAGAUGUAUUGUCAGCCACAGACGUACAAACCUAUGUUACACAAGGACCACAGUGAAGAUCUCCGACAUUUCAGAACAAAGUCCAAGUCGUGGGCUGGUGAAGGCAGAAGUCGCCCUGGAUUUCGCCCACUGAAGUUUUAAUGCAAACUGAAGCCUAGUCUCCCAUUAAUUAUCAUAAACUUUUCACUGAGUCAUCUGCAUAUAGACCAGAUGUCAAAAGGCAGCUAUGGUUUGAUUCCAUCCAAUAAAACUUGGAAUUACAACAAAAUAGAAAAAAAAUAUAUAUAAAAAAAAACUAUAAAAGAGACUUGCAUCAAAUGCAUGGAAAAUAUUAUGAAAGGGACCAAGGUCUUGUUCUGAAAUGCAAACUCUGUUUUUGUUUUACCAUUUUUUUACUUUUGUUACGUUUUUAGAGAUAAACGUUGUUGCCAUGGUGAUGUUACUGUUGUUAGCAUGGUAACUGUUAAGUGCUCAUCCAGCUCUGUACAUUACUGUAUAUAUAUUCAAGGCAGGUCUGUGUAAAUACACCAUCACAACACCACCUGUAAAUUACCCCACCCGCUACUGUAUAGUUGUACAGAGAUAUUACACCAGAGAUAUAUUAGAAAUAUUUAUAUUAGUAUGAAGAAAAAAAAAGGAUAGCAUAUAUGAAAUUCAAGAAUAUGACAUGUGUGAAAUGAACUCUUUUUAAUGAAAACAGGGAAUGUGAGGUGUUGAGGAGAUUCGAUUUUUUGUGUGUAUGUGUUCAAAAUGAAUUUCGAUAGAAAGAUUUCUGUAGCUUUUCCUAUAUCUGUCUGUCUGUCUGUCAUCUCUUCAUCUGUCUUCUAUCUGUUUUUCUUGUCUAUGUGCUUUGCCGUGUGAGUGUUUUUAGUGUAUGUAACAUAUACAUCUUGUUCCAUGAUGUCCCCAGGAUUUUCAUUGACCAAGAUAAAUUAUGUAUGCUGAAAGGAAAAUUUAAAUAAAAAGUUUCAUUUAUCAGAAAGGUAAAUUAAAUACUAUCUGAAGUAAAUAUUGAUGAAAACAGAAGAAAAAAACAUUUAACUUGCAAUUUUGAUCAAUUUCUUUUAAGGCCUUGACAGGCAUUUUAAGUAUAUGAUACAAUAAUUGUAAGAGUGCUAUAGCUUAUUUAUUUCUUGUUGUUGUGUGUAUAUAUUGUAGCAUAGUCCAACUAAAUUAUGUAAAUCAACAAAAGUCUUUUAAAUGCGAUCGUGAAAAUCCAAAAAUAAAAUGUGCUAUACUGUCUCUUAUCAGGAAUAUAAUUAUCUAAUGUCGUAGAAAAUUAAUAAAAAUUCAAAAAAAUUGUUAAGGAAUCAGCAAUGGUGAUCUUUUUACAGUAAUAAGGUGGGUUGUUUUCAAAUGAGAUGUAUAAGAAAUUGAUGUUUACUUGGGAAAAUGUGCAUGAAAGAUAUCUUUCAAAGCAGUUUUAUUUUUAAAUGAAUGCUGGUGGUGCAAGAAAAGAGAAAUAGAUAUUCUAUGGAAAGUUUGAAAAGAUUUUUAAAAUUUAUGUGAAUUUUAUGUUUUUAAAGAGAUUGUGUUUUAAAUUUCUUCUACUGGUUUCAAAUUUCUUUCAUUUCCAAAUUUUGUUUUCUUUUCUUAGCGUAUGACAGAGAAUUGCAUAUUUUCUGUACAUUCAUUUAAACAGAUUUUUAACAAUUUUAAAGUAAUUGAUAGGGAAAAUUUUGAAACAUAUUGACAAAUAUUCUUGAUAAAAGAGAGAGAGAAAUAAAGAAAUAAUCUUUAUUUAAAAGUAUUUGAAGGCUGGUUGAUUUUACUAAUUUUAGUUACUUGUAACAUUUGUGUUUUUGUAAGUAGUAUGUUUGUAUAUUGUCUUUUCUAUUUAUUCCUGAUAUUUAUUUAUUUGUGUUAACUGUUGUUAGCUUCUCAGCAACAAGUUUCCUCUUUUGUUAUCUCCCUUUGACCAAUCAUUUUGAACAGUUACAAUUUGGUUCAGCUGUUUUACAUGUAUGGUAUUUUUCUUUGUAGUAAUUUUUUUUAUUAUUUUUUUAAAAAAAUGAGUCAAAAUUUAAACAGAAUAACCAACAUCUCAACAAAAGUGAACAAAAUAUAAAACUAAAAAGUAUUUUUGAAUCAUGUCUCAAUUUUUUUUCUCUUCAUCGUUUUUUUUUUUAUUAAUAUUAAAUUAUGUUAGUUUGUUUUAUUUCUAUUUGUUUUGGAUUUUUAUUUUUGUAAGAAAAAUAUUAAAAAUUGAUACUAUAAGCAAGAACAAAAACAAGUGAAAUGUUAACCUAAUGGCAGAACAUGAUACUGAAAACCACAAGUUUACAACAUUUGAAAAUAAAAUCUCAAUGCUUAAUCCUCCAAAUACGAUUCAUAUACACUCUGUAACAGCAUUUUUGAACAGACUUAACAAAUAUUUAGAAGAGGUUUUGUUUUCAGUACAAUGUUUUAUAGUUAGGAUUGAUUGUAAUUAAUAUAUACAUGUUUGGUAAGAACAAAGGGGAGAGAACUAUGUUAUAGCUUAACUACAUAAAUAUAUAACAAUAAACAUUUUAUUACAUGA
Ruditapes philippinarum (Manila clam) is the source of this 4917-nucleotide messenger RNA. RefSeq names its product M-phase inducer phosphatase 1-like. Gene Ontology annotation, biological process: positive regulation of G2/M transition of mitotic cell cycle; positive regulation of G2/MI transition of meiotic cell cycle; protein dephosphorylation. Gene Ontology annotation, molecular function: protein tyrosine phosphatase activity. The coding region runs from base 558 to 2537 and encodes 659 amino acids. The record is from RefSeq and is a predicted model, not a curated record. NCBI's taxonomy places the organism in Eukaryota, Metazoa, Mollusca, Bivalvia, Venerida, Veneridae. The transcript is spliced from 12 exons. Gene Ontology annotation, cellular component: nucleus; cytoplasm.